Kogia breviceps (pygmy sperm whale) is the source of this 915-nucleotide messenger RNA. The record is from RefSeq and is a predicted model, not a curated record. NCBI's taxonomy places the organism in Eukaryota, Metazoa, Chordata, Mammalia, Artiodactyla, Physeteridae.
AUGGGGAACAGACGCCCUCAGGAUUUAUUAUCAGAUUUGCUGGGAAAGGUGGAUGGUGAAACCAUGAUCAUUAUGGACAGUUUUGCUUUGCCUGUAGAGGGCACUGAAACCCGAGUAAACGCUCAGGCUGCUGCAUAUGAGUACAUGGCCGCAUACAUAGAAAAUGCCAAACAGGUCGGCCGCCUUGAAAAUGCAAUUGGUUGGUAUCAUAGCCACCCUGGCUAUGGCUGCUGGCUUUCUGGGAUUGAUGUUAGUACUCAGAUGCUCAAUCAGCAGUUCCAGGAACCAUUUGUAGCCGUGGUAAUUGACCCAACAAGAACAAUAUCUGCAGGGAAAGUGAAUCUUGGAGCCUUUAGGACAUACCCAAAGGGCUACAAGCCUCCUCAUGAAGGACCUUCUGAGUACCAGACUAUCCCACUUAAUAAAAUAGAAGACUUUGGUGUACACUGCAAACAAUAUUAUGCCUUAGAAGACUCAUAUUUCAAAUCCUCUUUGGAUUGCAAACUGCUUGAGCUUUUGUGGAAUAAAUACUGGGUGAAUAUGCUGAGUUCCUCUAGCUUGCUUACUAAUGCAGACUAUACCACCGGUCAGGUUUUUGAUUUGUCUGAAAAAUUAGAACAGUCAGAAGCCCAGCUGGGACGAGGGAGUUUCAUGUUGGGUCUAGAAACACAUGACCAAAAGUCAGAAGACAAACUUGCCAAAGCUACAAGAGACAGUUGUAAAACUACCAUAGAAGCUAUCCAUGGAUUGAUGUCUCAGGUUAUUAAGGAUAAACUGUUUAAUCAAAUUAACAUCUCUUAAAAAAUCACUAAGUAGUACUUUUGCCUGAAAGCCAGUAUGAGAAAAAUACUCAAGUAACACUUUGAAACCAGUUACCAAAAAUCUGAUUAGAGGAAUAAGGUGCUCUGAAGUAUC